UGUAUUAAUUGGAAAUGAUAUAUGAGAUAUCAUAUUUCCUUGAUAUUGGACAGACAAAAACAUGAGCGCUAUGGAAUUUAAAACAUUUUUCGUGAAAGUGACAUGUCUUUUGUUUUUGAGCAGGGAAAUCUUAUGUUUAUUGAACAGAAAAGAUCCGAAUGUGUGUGAAAUAUAUGCUUCUGGGGGUGAUGACAUCUCGGAAGCAUAUACAGUGGAAUGCUGUCUCAAUUACUAUGAAGAGGACGACAUCUGCAAACCCUGUAGACCCGGAAAGUUUGGACGUCAAUGUUCGGAAACAUGCAUAUAUGGAUAUUUCGGCAUUCAGUGUAAAGGUGUAUGUAACUGUACCCGACAUGAAGGUUGUUAUCCGGUGGAAGGGUGUAAAUGUAUAGACUUCACGGGGAAAAACUGUAAAUAUACAUGUCCAGAAGGAUAUUACGGAGAAAACUGUGUAAAUGUCUGCCAUUGUUUACGUGGAAUAAGUUGUGACUCUGUAACAGGAAGUUGCCUCUGUCCUGCUGGAUUAACGGGUCCUACAUGUUCCACAAAAUGUUCUAAGGGCAUUUAUGGAGAAAAUUGCUCUUUCAAUUGUUCUUGUCCAACUUAUUCUGUCUGUGACAGUGUAAGUGGUAAUUGUUCAUGCAGUCCUGGUUUUACAGGUGAAACCUGCGCCAAAAGAUGUCCCAGUGAUUUUUUUGGACAGAACUGUUCUCAAAGAUGUCAAUGUGUAAAUGGUCUGUCAUGCCAUCCAGUUCAUGGAACGUGCCGAUGCCAAAACGGUACCCACGAUUGCGACAAACCGAAUCUUAGUAGCAGAAGUUCUAUCACACUUGUAAUAGCAAUAUCAUGUUCUGGAGGAUCUUUGAUAAUUGUUUGCUCAAUUAUCCUAACUGUCUGUUUUUUAAAGAGGAAGCAUGCUAAAAAAAGUGUUAAAACACAAUCAGGGAGACCGUUACCUGACAUUUAUCAUUAUGAUGAAAUAAAUCCUUACGACGAAAUUCCUCUGGAAGACUUGCCAGUAGCUUCAGAUAUUUCUGAUAUUGCACCAUUACAAGUCCGUAGAUUAUCUUUACCACAUGCAAAUGGACAAAUGAAUAAUCGCACACGUAACGAGGAGAGCAGAGGAUAUAUAUCUCUUCCAAAUUUAAGGAACGACAGAACAUAUUUCACUCCUUACAAUUCUUUGCAAUCUGUUAUAAUUCAUUUGAGAAACAAUUCGACUGAACAAUCUUUGCGACGAGUAGGUAGUGAACAUAGUGGAUAUGUACAUCCAUACCAUGCACUCCGUUUUCCGUUUGAUCGUCAAAAAUACACAAGCUUUAAAAAAAGAGAUAGUGUAUAGAAUGUCAUAUGAAGAAAUAGGAGGUUCGGUUGGAGUCAUUGAAAUCUCUUAAAAGAAAAAUAUAGUUUUUGCCUGAGGCUGAUACAAAGGUCGAUUGAUGCAUGCACACUAGGAGACGAUCAAUACACCGAGACACAUAACAACGCUGCAUUAGGAGUCCAUGCGAUAUCCUCAGAUUGCUUACUGAAAUUGUAAAUUCUAUACUGAUUUUCGAUAUUUGAACAUAGGGUAACAUCUUUUUCCUCUUAUUUGCGUAAGUUAAGUAGUAGAAUAUACGGUGCGGAAGCAUGUAAGCAAAAGGCAAGGUCUUCAUGCAUCAUCCGCAACGAUCAAGACAACAUGUCUUUUUUGAUAACUGAGAUACGAUCCAUCAUAUAUUUUAGACCAUUCCUUCCGGUAAAUCUAAAUUUAAUAUCCGGUAGGCCUUUUCCUAAGACUUAUAAGUACAGUUCUCCUGAUUAAUGUUUGGUUGUCUUGGCUGUAAUUGAAUCAUGGCCUAUAUUUAUUUUGCAAGAUAGUAAGGGUAAUCGUACCAAUGUUGUGAUUAGAUCUCUGAAUAUAGUUUACAUUGGCACUAAUAUCGAUUCUGUCAUUAGCAAAUUAAAACAUAACUAAAUUUGUAUUUUCUUUUCAAACGGGAUGUAUAGAGACACUCACACGUUCAUUUUUAUCUAUAAAGAAGUCACUCCUACCGAUUUUGUCAUUAGCAAAUUAAAACAUAACUAAAUUUGUAUUUUCUUUUCAAACGGGAUGUAUAGAGACACACACACGUUCAUUUUUAUCUAUAAAGAAGUCACUCCUAACUAUCCUACUACCUGUCGAUACAUUUAUUUUUGGCAUUGCACAAGUAAUGUCUUCUUUGACUGUUCAUGACGUUAAAAUACUAAAUCCCUGGGAUGUAUUUUAGUGGAUUUUAGUCUCUGAUGCAUGAUUUUUUUAUUAUUAAUUGUUUUGGCUUUUAACUAGCUGUCAGUAACUGCGAGUACUCUCAAAUCGUACUUUCUUUUUAAUUUGACCUGUUGAUACUAUUUGUAAUGCUUUUUUGUUAUUUAAUGUUAACAUGGAUCUUGUCUAUAUACCAGCUUUGAUUAUUUGGUAUUUAAUUACUACAAAUUUUCACUUCUUCGUACUAUGAACAUCAAAAUUAUUUCAUUUUUCCUUAGAUGCUGUUCUUGGACCUGUACAGGAAGUUUUAUUUAGCACUAAUUGUAUAUUUUUAUUGUUGAUAUUCACCCCAUAUGUACCAAGUGUUAGAUUAGUUUUAUUGAUAUUAAAGAAAUUUCUUGGUAUUCCUAAACGGAAGAUUUUAAACACACAGAAGAAGAAGUAUACUUAACAACAAAAUUAUUUUCAUUUACCUGUGUAUAAUAUGACGCAGGUUUCUUCAAAAGUGAUGAUUUUCUAUAAAUUGUUUGAAAUUUCACAGUGAUAUCAUACUUUAACUUUGUUUAAACCUGUUUAUUUACUUUUGACUUUAAUUAUUUAUCACUUGUAAUUUUUUAUUAACUGUGUAUUUGCAUUCAGGUGUCACAGGUCAAAUUUAUUCGUUCAUUGUGUGUUAAUUUACGUUUUUUGAUUGAGUUAAGCCUUCCAAUUGAUAUUUUAAAGUGUGUUUUUCUAUGUUGUGAUGUUAUACUAUUGGUUCAGAAAAGGGAGAAGGUUUGGUACCAUUAAAACGUUUAAUCCCGCUGCAAAUGUUUGCACAUGUCCUAAGUCAGGAAUCUGAUUAUAGUAGUUGUCGUCUGUUUAUGUAGUUCAUACGUGUUUCUCGUUUCUCGUUUUUAUAUAGAUUAGACCGUUGGUUUUUCCGUUUGAAUGUUUUAACACUAGUAAUUUUUUGGGGCCCUUUAUAGCUUGCUGUUCGGUGUGAGCCAAUGCUCCGUGUUGAAGGCCGUACCUUGACCUAUAAUGGUUUCUUUUAUAAAUUGUAACUUGGAUGGAGAGUUGUCUCAUUGGCACUCAUACCACAUCUUCCUAUAUCUAUGUAUUUAAAGGGUCGAAUAUAAGCAGACAAGUCUUAAUACAAAAUAACUGGAUACAGACAUGAAUGUAAUGGUCUACAUACGUCUUCCAAAAUUGUUUUCAUAUUUUGGCAAACUGGAGGUUUUAUAGUGAUAUAUAUGGAACUUGGCAACAAUACGAUGAAAUAAUGUUGGUAUCAACUACGUUGUAUUGUAGACAGGGUUUCCACUGGCGGCCGUUUUUGCGGAACAAUUGAUAUUAAGAUAAAUUAAGGGUAAAUUUAUAGGAAUUAUACAAGGGGAAAACUUUAACUGUAAAAUCAUGAUGUCAUUGAACUCGCAAUCUAGAUACAACAUAAUUAAAAAAAAAAAAUCAGUAAAAUCUAUUAGAAUAAAUGAUAUGAGAAAAUUUCACUUUUCAUCAAAUUCUGUAGUUUAAUGAUAUGAUGAUAUCGGAUAUGUUCCUUAUGUCGUAACUACAAUACCCUUCCCUUUUCACGAAUGUGACCUACCGAAUUAUACUAUUUACCGGAUUUGUAAUAACAUAAGCAACACGACGGGUGCCACAUGUGGAGCAGGAUCUGCUCACCCUUCCGGAGCACCUGAGAUCACCCCCAGUUUUUGGUGGGGUUCGUGUUGCUUAGUCUUUAGUUGUCUAUGUUGUGUCAUCUGUACUAUUAUUUGUCUAUUUGUCUUUAUAUUUUUGGCCAUGGCGUUGUCAGUUUGUUUUCGAUCUAUGAGUUUGACUGUCUCUCUGGUAUCUCCCCCCCCCCCGAUGAUCACCUCCAAGAGUAGCUCCGUCAACUGGCCAAGUCAACUUUACUUUCAAAUCAUUGUAGGAUUAUUGUACCUUUAUUCAGAAGUUACACCGGUCGAUGUUAUGCAAAAAAAAAAAAGAAAAAAAAAGGUGGCAAAAUUUUAUCAGAUGCAGAAUUUACUUAAAGCAUCAUUAUGCAUUCAAAGCAAACAGUAAUGCACUUCAAAACUAAAACAAAAUCCCUAAAAAAUUCAGAACAAUAUUUAUGGGGAUACCUUUUAAAGUUUUAUUUACUACGAAAUAGCACUCAAUCAAUUGAAUGAGAAAGUGCAGUAGUAGUGUUUCAAAAAGAUUAAAAAAAUAUGCGUCAUACGAAAAUUAAGUGGGUUCCUAACAGAAUUUAUUCGAUUCUCAUAGGUCUUUUUUAAAAUUUUGUUUUUAUGGUUAAUGUUAUUUGCAGAAUAUUAGCUAACCUUACAUUAAAUAUUUUCUGCUUCAUGUGGCUGUUAUUUUUCAUUGAAACAUUAGUUAUGCCUUUAAUGUAAUGGUCAGUGCAUGAUAUGAUUGGACGCUAAAUAUACGUGAAUUGUUCACAUUCCCAUAUCCGAACCUAAUUUAAAUCUGAUCAUGACUUUAGUGUAUUUCUUUUUUCGAUCACUGAUUGUCAUGUAGUUGUAAGAAUUAACACA
Molecule: messenger RNA, 4749 nt
Organism: Mytilus californianus (California mussel)
Lineage: Eukaryota; Metazoa; Mollusca; Bivalvia; Mytilida; Mytilidae
Product: multiple epidermal growth factor-like domains protein 10
Exons: 7
Coding region: 62-1342 (426 amino acids)
Molecular function (GO): scavenger receptor activity
Source: RefSeq, a predicted model, not a curated record